AUGCCUAGGCCCAUCCGCAUUCCCACUGACAGUGAUGAAGAAGCAAUGGAAAACCCAUCACCCGUCCCCAACGACGCCGACACUGAAGCAGCCGAUGAAGCAAGAAACACCGUCAGUCCAGCAACUCAGACCUAUCGUCGUCGGACUAGGGCGUCGUUGAUUGCACCACCACCUUCCUCACCGUCAGUCGCGACAGACACCCAGGAAGGGGAGAUGCCUGAAGAAGACACUCCUUCCACCAGUCAUGGCCAGAAAUGGCCAAGAACACCAUCACCACCACCAUCACCAAGCCCGGAGCAACAACAAGGGACACCCAGUGCCACACCUCCCGUAAGCCAAGAAGAAGGCGAGUUGCCCAGCGAUUUGCCCAAACCAACCCACCCUGAUCACAUCACUCAGACCCUGACGUUCAACAAGGCGUCCGAAAGGGCCAGGCUAGACAGAGUUUCAUCUACACCCUACCACCCAGAAUUCAAUCCCAGCACUGCUUAUCUGGAAUUAUGUGAUAACCCCCCUGAUUCUUACUCGCCCACCAAGUCCAAGGACCUGUACCUCAAAAAUCCAAGCUUGAAAUACAUUCACAGGUUUCUAGCCUACACAUUUUCUGGAAGGAAGGAUGCACCCAACAUCCUGAUCAGAAUGGAGCUGUACAUACUGUGGAGCAUGCACCACCACCAGAAACUACACUUUGGUUAUUGGGUUGCAACCCAAAUAUGCAGCAUUAUCUAG
Manihot esculenta (cassava) is the source of this 729-nucleotide messenger RNA. RefSeq names its product extensin-like. The transcript has 2 exons. Bases 1 to 729 code for a protein of 242 amino acids. Lineage: Eukaryota; Viridiplantae; Streptophyta; Magnoliopsida; Malpighiales; Euphorbiaceae. The record is from RefSeq and is a predicted model, not a curated record.